AUGAGUGACAGAAUGCCUUCCCAGAUCACAGACGCGUCCCCGCUGGGACAGCCCUUGAAGUUCGAGUUCAGCGGAAAGACGGCCCCGAACAGGUUCCUCAAGGCCGCCAUGACCGAGCGCCUCUCGUCAUGGGACCCGGUCCACAAGGAGAAACGGGGGGUUCCCUCCAAACAACUCAUUCGCGUCUAUCAACGAUGGGGGGAGGGCGGUCUUGGGCUGAUUUUGACGGGGAAUAUCAUGAUCGACUACCAGAGUUUAGAAGCCCCCGGUAACCCGAUCAUCCCGCCUGCAGCUCCGUUUGAGGGAAGCCGCUUCGAAGCCUUCAAGGAGCUCGCAAGUCAAGCCAAAGCACACGGAAGCUUGGUCGUUGGCCAGGUCAGCCAUCCAGGCCGCCAAGUCGACCAGAGGCUCGAGUCUGAUCCGAUCUCUGCGAGUGACGUCCAGUUGGAGGGGGAGUUGAUGGGCAUGAAAUUCGCGAAACCUCAUGCAGCCUCUCUUGAAGAAAUCAAGGACAUCAUCAACCGUUUCACCCAUGCUGCCGAGUAUCUGGCCAAGGCUGGCUAUGACGGUAUCGAGCUUCAUGGCGCUCAUGGCUACCUCCUAGCACAAUUUCUCAGUCAGACGACCAACAAGAGGACCGAUCAAUACGGUGGAUCUCUACAAAAUCGUGCUCGGCUCAUCCUAGAGAUCGCGCAGUCCAUUCGUCGCAAACUGCCCGCAUCAUCGGGGUUCGUCCUUGGCAUUAAAAUCAACUCGGUCGAAUUCCAGGAGGGCGGAUUCACCGCCGAAGAAGCUAAAGAACUGUGCGUCCUGCUGGAGCAGAACGAGGUGGACUUUGUCGAACUCUCGGGUGGUACGUAUCAGUCCCUGGCAUUUACACAUAAGAGAGAAUCGACCAAGAAGCGGGAGGCCUUUUUCCUUGAAUUUGCGGACAACAUCACUCCAGGGUUGAAGAAAACAAAGACGUAUGUAACCGGCGGCUUCAAGACCUUGGAUGGUAUGGUGAACGCUCUGAAGACUGUGGAUGGCGUCGGGCUUGGUCGACCGGUUUGCCAGGAGUUCCGUAUCGCCAAGGACAUGUUGGAGGGCAAGAUAUCGGGCGCCAUCAAACAAAAGGUCGACCAAGAUGACUUCGGCCUCACCAACGUCAUUGCUGGGUCGCAGAUAAGGCAGGUCGGCAAAGACCAAGAACCGAUCGAUAUGUCGGUCCAGGAGAACGUCGAUGCCUUCCUGAAGGACUUGGGCGCUUGGGCGCAAAAGAUGGGCUCGGGUGACGCCAGCAACUAUGGGUACGUUGACAUCGAGGCUGCCCAGACAAGGCCGUAUGGGACUUCUGCGGCAUAA
Molecule: messenger RNA, 1344 nt
Organism: Cladophialophora psammophila CBS 110553
Lineage: Eukaryota; Fungi; Ascomycota; Eurotiomycetes; Chaetothyriales; Herpotrichiellaceae
Product: oxidoreductase
Exons: 3
Coding region: 1-1344 (447 amino acids)
Molecular function (GO): FMN binding; oxidoreductase activity
Source: RefSeq, a predicted model, not a curated record